This is a messenger RNA of Hemiscyllium ocellatum (epaulette shark), 6035 nucleotides long. It is a transcript of the gene upf2, whose product is annotated as UPF2 regulator of nonsense mediated mRNA decay. The record is from RefSeq and is a predicted model, not a curated record. Lineage: Eukaryota; Metazoa; Chordata; Chondrichthyes; Orectolobiformes; Hemiscylliidae. Bases 453 to 4355 code for a protein of 1300 amino acids. Gene Ontology annotation, biological process: nuclear-transcribed mRNA catabolic process, nonsense-mediated decay. Gene Ontology annotation, cellular component: cytoplasm; exon-exon junction complex. Gene Ontology annotation, molecular function: RNA binding; protein binding. The transcript has 25 exons.
GGAAAGAGAGAGAAAAAAAUCCAAAGUAAACGGCGGCGGCUGUACACCGGCAGUGAGCCUGCUCGCUGUAGGGAGUGGGCUGUGACAUCCCACUGCCCUCGGAUGUGACAGGAGCGGUUCCUGUUUUUGUUGUGACGGUGUGCGGGAUCUGAUCAGGCGGUUGUUGGAAUUACAGUGAGCUACGCUGAGACAGCCAUUUUACCGACUGAGUUUCUUCUGAGGCUAAUCUUGCGACUUAGUAGAUACGCCUAUAUAAGUUUUAGAGUGCAUUGGACUCCCUUGGAUUUGGCAGCAGGCCAUCGUUACCUGAUGAAGUGUAUCUAGUUUACUGGAAUGUGGAAUUGAACAUUUGAAGCUUUCUACCUUCUCCUGAAACAGUGAUAUGCAGAUGGAAUAUGACAGCUUAGUGAGGCCUCAUUAAAAAUGAUUCAAUGAAAACGUGAGAAAACAGGAUGAAUGAAAGGGAGAAAAAAGGCAAAAGGCCAUCAGGAGAGCACAAGAAGUCUGUGAGCAUGGAAGAAAAAGAUGCCACAGUUUUCAGCAAUGAGACCAGAGGCAGUAAAGACAAAGAAUCUACUGACAGAAGGCCCGUGUCCAGUAGGGAGAAAGGGCGGGAUGAACUUAAAGCCAGUAGCAGAAGGGAAACCAUAAAGGCAGCUGAAGAGAAAAAGAAGAGACAAGAGGAUGAAAAACGCAAAAAGGAGGAUGAGAAACGAAAGAAAAAGGAAGAGGAAAAGUUAAAAGCAGAGGAAGAACAAAGGAAGAAAGAAGAGGAAGAAAAGAAGAAACUAGAAGAGGAGGAAAGGAAGAAACAGGAGGAGGAGGAAAAAAGGCAGAGAGAAGAAGCAGCAGCUAAGCAGAGAGAGAUGGAGGAAGCAUAUCAGUUGCAUCAAGAGGCCUGGGAGCGUCAUCAAACAAGAUUAGAACUCCGUAGUAAGAAUCAGAUAGCGCAUGAGAACCGUCCAGAGGAGAGUUUCUUUACCAGGCUGGACUCGAGCCUAAAGAAAAAUACAGCAUUUGUCAAGAAGCUCAGAACUAUUACUGAGCAGCAAAGAGACACACUUUCCAGCGAUUUCAAUAUGCUCAACUUGAGCAAGUAUAUUGCGGAAGCUGUUGCAUCCAUAGUAGAAGCCAAACUGAAAUUAUCUGAUGUGAACUGUGCUGUUCACCUUUGCUGCCUGUUUCACUUGCGAUACGCUGACUUUUCACCAUUGCUCCUACAAGGCUGGAGAAAGCACUUUGAAGCCAGGAAGGAAGAAAAAACUCCAAACAUUAGCAAGCUGAGGACUGACAUGCGCUUCAUUGCAGAACUGACGAUUUGUGGAAUCUUCACUGACAAAGAAGGCUUGUCACUCAUCUAUGAGCAACUGAAGAAUAUCAUUUGUGCCGAUCGUGACACUCAUACUCACGUCUCUGUGAUUAUCAGCUUCUGUCGCCACUGUGGAGAUGAUGUGGCCAGCCUGGUGACCAGGAAGAUGAAGCUUGCCUCUGAGAAAUACAACUUGAGCUUCCCUCCCAGUGAGAUCAUCAGCUGUGAGAAGCAGCAGCCCUUCAUGAACCUGCUGAGGGAGUACUUUACCUCUCUGACCAAACAUCUUAAAAAAGAUCAUCGUGAAUUACAGAAUCUGGAGAGACAGAACAGGCGAAUUUUACACUCAAAAGGAGAACUGAGUGAAGACCGGCACAAGCAGUAUGAGGAAUUUGCUACCUCCUACCAGAAGCUGUUAGCGAACACACACAGCCUGGCUGACUUGUUGGAUGAGAACAUGCCUGAACUUCCCCAGGAUAAAACUGCACAGGAAGAACAUGGCACUGGCAUAGACAUCUUCACACCAGGGAAGCCUGGAGAAUAUGACCUCGAUGGAGGAAUUUGGGAGGAUGAAGAUGCACGCAACUUCUAUGAAAACCUAAUUGACCUGAAAGCAUUUGUACCUGCCAUAUUGUUUAAAGAUAAUGAGAAGAACUCGCAGAACAAAGAUUCGAGUAAAGAAGAUUCAAAAGAUUCCAAAGAUGGAAGAGAGUCCAAGGAUGGGAAAGAAUCCAAAGAGUUGGUUGCUACAGAAGAAUUGGAACUAGAACUAGAGAAUCUGGACAUUAAUGAUGAAAUAUUAGAUGAAGAAGGAACAGAAGAAACAGAAGACCUCAGUCAAAAACUGCUCGAGGAGCAUGAGCAAGAUGAAGAAGAAGCCAGCACUGGUUCUCAUCUGAAACUAAUCGUGGAUGCUUUCCUACAGCAGCUGCCUAACUGUGUCAACCGGGACCUUAUAGACAAGGCUGCAAUGGAUUUCUGCAUGAACAUGAAUACGAAAGCUAAUCGAAGGAAGUUGGUCCGAGCCCUGUUCACUGUGCCUCGGCAGAGGUUGGACUUACUUCCAUUUUAUGCCCGUUUGGUUGGCACUUUAUAUCCAUGUAUGACGGAUGUGGCAGAAGACCUUUGUGCCAUGUUAAAAGGAGACUUCAGAUUUCAUGUCAGGAAGAAGGAUCAGAUCAAUAUUGAAACUAAAAACAAAACUGUACGGUUCAUUGGAGAAUUAACAAAGUUUAAAAUGUUCUUGAAGAACGACUCACUUCAUUGUCUAAAGAUGCUCUUGGCUGAUUUUUCCCACCACCAUAUUGAAAUGGCCUGCACACUCCUGGAGACAACUGGUCGUUUUCUUUUCCGGUCACCUGAUUCCCAUUUGAGGACAAGUGUUCUUUUGGAGCAAAUGAUGCGCAAGAAACAAGCAAUGCAUUUAGAUGCUCGUUAUGUUACAAUGGUGGAAAAUGCAUACUAUUAUUGUAAUCCACCCCCUGUCGAGAAAACAGUGAGGAAGAAGCGUCCUCCCCUUCAAGAAUAUAUCCGCAAACUUCUCUACAAGGACUUGUCCAAGGUCACGACUGAAAAGGUGUUGAGACAGAUGCGGAAAUUGGCAUGGCAUGAUCCAGAGGUGAAGGAAUAUGUUAUUAAUUGCAUGAUCAACAUCUGGAAUGUCAAAUAUAACAGUAUUCACUGUGUUGCUAACCUAUUGGCGGGUUUAGUGCCAUACCAAGAAGAUGUGGGAAUUCACGUUGUGGAUGGAGUGCUGGAAGACAUCCGUCUGGGAAUGGAGGUCAAUCAACCCAAGUUCAACCAGAGGCGUAUUAGCAGUGUUAAGUUCCUUGGGGAAUUGUACAAUUACAGGAUGGUGGAAUCUGCGGUCAUCUUCCGAAUUUUGUAUUCCUUUAUUACAUUUGGUGUAAGCGCUGAUGGCAGUGCGACACCUCUGGAUCCACCAGAGCAUUUAUUCCGUAUUCGACUAGUUUGUACACUGCUGGACACUUGUGGACAGUACUUUGACAGAGGUUCCAGCAAACGGAAGUUGGACUGUUUUCUUGUAUAUUUUCAGCGUUAUAUCUGGUGGAAGAAGAGUUUAGAUGUGUGGACGAAAGAUCAUCCUUUCCCGAUUGAUGUCGACUAUAUGAUUAGUGACAUACUUGAGCUGCUUCGACCAAAGAUGAAAUUCUGUGGCUCCCUUGAAGAGGCCAUAAAACAGGUUCAGGAACUUGAACGCGAGUUCUUGAUUAAACUAGGUCUUGUAAUUGAUGGGAAAGAUUCCAAGUCAGACAAAUUGUCUGGUCUGGGGGAAGGGGAAGAAAAUCAGGAUGAUGAUGACGAUGAGGAGGAGGAAGAGGGUGGAGCAGAAACAGAGGAACAAUCUGGGAAUGAAAGUGAAAUGAAUGAACAUGAAGAAGAGGAUGCUUCUGAGAAUGAAGAUGAUGAUGAAGAGGAGGAGGAAAAUACAGAUUACCUGACUGACUCCAAUAAGGAAAAUGAAACUGAUGAGGACAACAACGAGGUGAUGAUCAAGGGCGGAGGCUUAAAGCAUCUUCCUUGUGCAGAAGAUGAAGAAUUCAUUCAAGCAUUGGAUAAAAUGAUGCUCGAAAAUCUGCAGCAGCGAUCUGGCGAGUCUGUCAAAGUGCACCAGUUAGACGUGGCUAUUCCACUGCAACUAAAAAGCCAACUGAAGAAAGGUCCUCCACCCCAAGGAGGAGGAGAAGGCGAUUCUGAAAAUUCAGAAACCAUGCAGUUUGUGAUGCUCACCAGAAGAGGGAACAAACAACAGUUUAAAAUACUGAACGUACCAAUGAAUUCGCAGCUUGCUGCAAAUCACUGGAAUCAGCAACAGGCAGAACAAGAAGAAAGAAUGCGUAUGAAGAAGCUGACACUCGAUAUUAAUGAACGGCAAGAACAGGAAGAUUACCAGGAGAUGUUACAAUCCCUGGCACAGCGCCCAGCUCCAGCAAAUACCAAUCGUGAGCGUCGACCGCGGUAUCAGCAUCCGAAAGGAGCACCAAAUGCUGAUCUCAUCUUCAAGACAGGGGGGAGGCGACGUUGAUGUUAGUGACAGGUGGCACUUUGACUUGCCCUCUGUAUCUCUGAUAUCAAAGGUAUCUGAGUCCUCCCAUCGAGAGCAGUGGACACACCUCACCAUGGCUGUCUAGAGAUCAACACGUGCCUGGUAUGUGCCAGGCCUUGGGCAGACAUUGCAGCCUCCGACAAUAGCGUAAAGUGGCUGGCAGGCUAAACAAAACGAGAAUUGAUAAUGCAUCUACAAGAACACUGCCAAGUGUUAAUUCUUAUACAUCAUUUGGCACCUUUUAGAAUGAGAGUGAAAUUGUGAGGUGGCCUAUGUGUCAGUAAGUAGUAAAACAAAAGAAAAAUCCAUUUAAUUAAGGAUGGGGAUUACUUCUCAAGUCGAAGACAUUUUGGCUUCAUUCAUCAGUAUCUUCUGGUUUCAGAAUUUUUAACUUUGUGCGAAUGUAAACAUAUAAAAAUAUUGAAAUUUGAUAUGAAAUGGCAGAAGUGAAGGAAGACAGUUUUGUUUUUGUUGAAUGGAAAGUGAAUCAUAAAAAGGCAGUAAUCCUUCCAUGAGGGUCAUAUGGGUGGCGCUGAAGGGAGGGAGGGUGAGAGAUGAGGGAAAUGUUUUUCCCAUAAACAAUUUGGUUGGCACUUUCAGUGAAAACUUGGCUGUACUCCUGGAUAAUGGGGCAACGAUAUUGAGCUGAACAUCCCAGAUCCUAUGUGGUUUCUACUUAUGGGUGCUACUUAAAAGUCAGUCAUUGUUUUUUUGCUGUCACUGGUUAGAAGAGGUUUCAGUUUUAUUCAUUAAAAAAAAGUUAGUCCCAGAAUUGCAGAUAUAAAGCCGACCUUACAAUUGCCAUCCAAUAGAACAUGUUGGCCGUGGAAACCAAUAUUAGGGCAAAGGAGCAUCUAAUUCAGUUUUGUUUUUACAUUCAGUUUUUGGAAUUCUUUCAAAAAUUUGUAAACUUAUAAAACCUUUGUUUUAUUUUCCACUCUUUUGGCGACACAGAUGAACACACGAACGUAGACUCGGGUGGGUUUGAAUUUUUUUGCACAAAAAUUGUCAUCUGGUUGUCAGUUCAACUGCAGUUGUGAGCAAACCCAUUUGUUUAAAUGUGUUUAUGAAGGUACAGCUAUAUGCAUCAAACAGAUGUCACUUUAGCAAAUUUAUUUGUAAUAGCACUGUAAUUUCAGUUUAAUGCUUGCCAUUGUUUGUUUCUUCUGUUUGUAGUAUCUGCUUGUAUAAUACUUAGUGGAAGCUAAGUGUAGAAGUAUAUGUUUGGCUUUAAGACACUGCAUGGUCUAAUUCAUGAGUUGCUAAACUUUUGGCUGUUGCCAGUCUUGCAGUAAAAAAGAAAGUUGUUGACCUAAUUAAGUUUCUGCUCAGAGUUUUUGUGCACACAGGCACGCGUGUAUUUUAAAUGCCGCAGAAUGAGGAGGACUAAAAGUAAUGGUGAUGCUGUGUAUAAGGCAUUAAAGUUCAUUUCAUCAAUGUUUUCCAAAAUCAUCCUAGCUUUUGGCUCUUGGAGGCCUCUCUGGUUGCUAUCUGACUUUGAUGGAUUUCUGAAACUAUAUGUGUAACAUUAUCACAUCCAGAAAAGGCAAAUUUGUUAAUAUAUAGAAUGCAGAUUCAAGCUCUUCGCUGCACGAACUGCUUAAGUUCCAAUUUACUGCUUAAGAGCAGAUAAUGUUGGGGGGGGGGGGGGGGGGGAGG